AUGCCGGCUCCUAUCGAAGAAAGCAACAACACACCGGGUCACCAAUCGCCCGGCCACCACAUUGAGCUGGUGGACGAUCAUCCUUCACCACGACACGAGGGCGAAGCAGGAAGCCCUGCUCUCAGAGACAGCAAAGGCUGGGACGGGAAGCUGCGGGUACCAAAGAGUGCUGUGCUCACAAAUCCCGAAGCCUUAUCGGAUCCGGAAUACUCGGACGAUGACAACGUUGUUCCCGGCGAGGAGGUUGCAGCGGAUGAAGGCAAGCAAUUCGAUGAUAACAAAUCGGUGUCCAUCUCAGCAUUGCGUCUUGAGCGCUUCAAACAAGUUGCCCGCAUUUGCCUUCGCCAAAACCUGAUCCAAGAUAUCGAAGGCCUCGCCGCCGUCGCCGAGACCCUCCAAGAUCUUGAUCUUUAUGACAACCUGAUUUCGCACAUCGGCCGCGGGCUGACUGACCUGACGAAUCUGACCAGUCUGGACCUAAGCUUCAACAAGAUAAAGCACAUCAAGCACAUCAAUCACCUGACCAACCUGACGGAUCUCUUCUUUGUUUCCAACAAGAUCAGCCGCAUCGAAGGGUUAGAAGGACUCGACAAGCUGCGCAACCUCGAGCUUGGGUCGAAUCGCAUUCGCAAAUUGCAGAACCUGGACUCGCUCAAGAACCUCGAAGAGCUAUGGGUGGCCAAGAACAAAAUCACCGAACUCACCGGCCUCGGCGGCCUUCCCAAGCUGCGUCUGCUCAGCAUCCAGUCCAAUCGGAUUCGCGACCUGUCCCCCUUGCGCGAAGUGCCCCAGCUCGAGGAACUGUACAUCUCGCACAACGCGCUCGAAUCGCUCGAAGGGUUGGAGAACAACACCAAGCUGCGGGUGUUGGACAUCUCCAACAACAAGAUCGCCAGCCUGAAGGGCAUCGGUCCCCUCGCGGAGUUGGAGGAGUUGUGGGCGAGCUAUAACAUGGUCGGCGACUUCGCCGAGGUGGAGCGAGAACUGAAGGACAAGAAGAAUCUGACGACGGUGUAUUUUGAGGGGAACCCGUUACAGCUCCGAGCGCCGGCAUUGUAUAGGAACAAGGUCCGGUUGGCGCUGCCGCAGGUGCAGCAGAUUGAUGCUACUUUCGUCCGCGUAUGAUGUAUAUGAAUGGCGAUUUUGGCGGUUUGCAAAGCAUAAUAAUUGUGUAGUCAAAGUUCAUGCAGCAUGGCACUGGCGUUCAUGGUACUACGGCGUUAGAUGGGUUGUUGAAGCAAGACAAUCGACAACUUGAUGUAUUCCCAGUAGAUCUCGUUACUACUC
Molecule: messenger RNA, 1287 nt
Organism: Neurospora tetrasperma FGSC 2508
Lineage: Eukaryota; Fungi; Ascomycota; Sordariomycetes; Sordariales; Sordariaceae
Product: protein phosphatases PP1 regulatory subunit sds22
Exons: 4
Coding region: 1-1125 (374 amino acids)
Molecular function (GO): protein binding
Source: RefSeq, a predicted model, not a curated record